Molecule: messenger RNA, 313 nt
Organism: Dibothriocephalus latus
Lineage: Eukaryota; Metazoa; Platyhelminthes; Cestoda; Diphyllobothriidea; Diphyllobothriidae
Source: the annotation of a GenBank genome assembly
GCUGUUACCGACCAUUCUGCUGCUUCCGAACGAGGAGGCCACGCGCUACUUGGAGUUUGCCGUUGAUCAACUCCACUGCUCUAGCCAGGCUGUCCACCACCAACUCAUUACGCUGUAUGCAUCGGCGGUGAAUUCGGCGGAACUGCCCAACAACGAGGUUCGCCUGUUGGACUAUUUGUCGCGCUUCACUACACCGAACCUCUGCGAUGUGUUCAGUGAUGUCGUGCGGAACGCGGGCCUAGAUCUUUCGGAUCCCGUGAAGGCGCUCACUGGUGACGGUGGUAGUGGCUCUGCGGCUUUGGCAAUCAUGAAA